This is a messenger RNA of Hymenoscyphus albidus, 1197 nucleotides long. NCBI's taxonomy places the organism in Eukaryota, Fungi, Ascomycota, Leotiomycetes, Helotiales, Helotiaceae. The record is from the annotation of a GenBank genome assembly.
AUGGCGCAAAUAAUUUCAGAUAUGCUCAACCCAUGGGACGCAACAAAGAUUCCAGACCUCAGUGGCAAAGUAGCCGUUGUCACAGGAGGCAAUGAGGGAAUCGGGGCAGCUUUCUGUACCGAGUUACUCAAGAACAACAUAUUCAAGGUCAUUAUUGCAUCGAACGAUGCUGCUCGCCACAAGGAUGCGAUGAAGCACUUCAGCAAGGAGGCUGGAAAAGACGUUUCGUCAAAGGUCACGUUUAAUGAGAUGGAUCUCGGUGACUACGGCGCUGUUAGGAAGGUUGUUGAGCAGAUUAAGAAGGAAACGGAUAGGAUUGAUAUUCUUGAUUUGAGUGCCGCUAUGUAAGCCCACUUGUCUGCUUGUACUUGCCUCUUCUUUUAUUUCUGUCAAAAGAAGAAAGAAAAUGAAAGCAAAAAUAGCGCCCAGGCUGACUCCAUCUAGUGGAAUGUACAAGACCGACGUCCCAGAAUCAACAAGCAAUAAAUCUCACUCUCUGGACCGACAUUUUGCAGUCAACAACGUCGGCCACGCCAUUUUCGCCGACGGCCUGCUCGAUUUAGUCAAGCAAACCGGCAAGAAGACAGGCGAUGCAAGAAUAGUAGUCAUGGCCUCCAACCUUCACUUCUCAGCCGAUUCAUCCGUCAAAUGGGAGUCUAUUGAAGAAAUCAACACGCACCUUGGGCCAACACUUCAAUAUAACCGCUCCAAGAUGGGCAAUGUACUUUUCGCCAAGAAGCUCGCUAGGAACCUCGCGCGAAGGGCUACGCACAGCAAGUUUUUGUUAAUUCCAUCCAUCCGGGUGUCGUCAAGACGGCACAGCAGGACGGAGCACUCGAGACAUAUACCCCCAAGAUCCAGGCGGCUCUUGGUGCAGGGGUUGUCGGGACUGCAGUCUCGGCUUCGGUUGAAGGUGCUAAUCUCGCUGCAAGGACGUUGUUGAUAAAGGAUAGUCCGGCGGGUGCGUUGAGUGCGCUGUAUGCUGCGACGUCGCCGGAGGUGAAGGAGAAGGGCCUUCAGGGUGAGUAUAUUGUGCCAAAUGGGACGGUUCAGACGGCGGAUAAGAGAGCGCUGGAUGAGAAGUAUCAGGAUAAGUUUUGGGCGCUGCUGCAGGAGUGUAUCAAGAAGGGUUAUGGCAAUUCUCAGGGUGCAGAUUGCGAAGAGGGAUCGACUGCUCGGGGAAGUGCGACUAUUUAA